Ornithodoros turicata is the source of this 849-nucleotide messenger RNA. RefSeq lists its product as uncharacterized. The transcript has 2 exons. Lineage: Eukaryota; Metazoa; Arthropoda; Arachnida; Ixodida; Argasidae. Bases 1 to 849 code for a protein of 282 amino acids. The record is from RefSeq and is a predicted model, not a curated record.
AUGGAUCUAAACAAGUUACGAGUACCAGAUUUGCUACUUUUGCUCGAGGAAUUGGGAGGUAGUGCAGGGCAGGUGAAACGGAAGCCGAAGAUCAUUGAGCUCAUUCAGGGAAUUGGAGCGGACAAUGAGGAACUUCAGGAAUGUUGGGAGAUGAUAGUACAAAGAAAGCAGGACGAGGAAAAGGCUAAGCAGGAGCGCGCCGAAAGAGAAAAACGCGAAUACCAUAUGACCUUAAAGAAGAUCGAGUUGGAAAGGUUGAAACUUGAAAGAGAAGGAGUCAGUCGCCCCGUGUCAAGAAAUGGGGAGAGAGACCAGUUCAAAAUCAAAGACCUCUUGCAACCAUACAAAAUUGGCGAGGGUAUUGGUUUGUUUCUGGUCAACUUUGAGAGGACUUGCGAAAAAGUUGGUUUCGAACAUGUCGUAGCGCGCUUGACUAAAGAAGAUGCCGAGAGCUACGAUAAGACAAAGUCAGCUCUUCUAAAAAAGUUUAGGCUUUCCACAGAAGCAUUUCGUCAGCGUUUUCGCACAUCAGAAAAGAGGGCCGAGCAGUCGUACCCGGAGUUCGCAUAUAGUCUCAAAGCCAAUCUAGUGGAAUGGCUAAAAAGCGCCGAAGUGCACGGAAAUCAUGACAAAGUAAUUGAGUGCAUAGCGCUCGAACAAUUCUAUCGUUGCAUGCCCGAGUCAGCCAGGUUUUGGGUUCAGGACAGAUUAAGUAACAUGAAUGUCCAAGAAGCCGCUGAGCUCGCAGAAGAAUAUGCAACACGUCGGAAAUUGCAAGAUGUAAGGGUGAGUCUCCCCAAAGCUCUCCUGCAAUACCUACAGGACACCCAACUGAGUGUUACGUUGUGA